This is a messenger RNA of Mytilus trossulus (common blue mussel), 8361 nucleotides long. RefSeq names its product GON-4-like protein. Gene Ontology annotation, biological process: regulation of DNA-templated transcription. Gene Ontology annotation, molecular function: transcription coregulator activity. The transcript has 29 exons. Gene Ontology annotation, cellular component: nucleus. Bases 314 to 7354 code for a protein of 2346 amino acids. The record is from RefSeq and is a predicted model, not a curated record. Lineage: Eukaryota; Metazoa; Mollusca; Bivalvia; Mytilida; Mytilidae.
UAAAAAUGGCGCAUUUUCGGGGAAAUUUAACUGAAGUUUUUGACUGAUUUGACAGAAGUGCAGAAAUGAAUGCACAUAUUCGAUAUCAUUAAGACUACAAUGGGUAAAGGUGAUUUCAAAUUAUUCGUGCAAAUAAUAUAGAAGCUGCACAUAAUCCGAGGUAUUUGAACCGAAUCAAAUUUCACUUUCAAAACACAGCGUCUCAGAUCUGGUUUGUUUACAUCCAUGGGAUAAUCAGAAACAUCAAGGGAAUAUCAAAGACACUCAGCUGACAAUAAUAAUUAAGUGGUGUAGUAUUUAGGAGUAAUCAAAGAUGUCUGCUGAUAAAAGUAACAGUAUUGUUCAGGAAGGUGGAGAAGAAAAUAUUGGAAAGAAAUCUGAUAUGUUGGAAGUAGAUAGCAAAGCUGAUACACCACUUAAAGACAUAUCUGAUUCAUCAUCUCCAUCUAUUGGUACACCACCUCAGGUGUCAAUAUCAUUAGAAACUCCUCCCCAAGUGACCAUAUCAUCAGCAACCCCUCCUCAGUUGUCCACAUCAUCUGAAACACCACCUCAGACUUCAAAAGAAUUCUUGUUUACUCCACCAAGUCAACCCCCUCCUAAACCAUCAAAUUCUAGCAUGUCCAGUUCUCACAACACUGAUGAGGACAAUCUUGAUUUUAUUAAAGAACAGCUGAACUUUUUAAAUAAUGAGAGUGGAGAAUUAGCUACACCCAUUCACAAAUCUAACAAACAGAAAAGACAGGACCUUGCCAGAAAGCAUUACGAUCUAGCAGGAAAGAGAAAAGAAUUCAGAUCACCUGUUAAACAAUUUCUAAAGCUUCACAAUAGAGGAAUCAAAAGAAGCCCACAAAAAAUCAAACCAAGAAAACCAAAAAGAGUAAGACGUUCUAUUGGAUUUGCAGAGAAAUCGCCUGACAAGGGCCAUAACUCUAGUGGUGCUGAGGCUGAUACAUCUGAGGAUGACUCAUCCGACGAUAAUUGGAAAAUAAUUGAUGAUAGUUCAGAUAAUGAAAUAGACAAGGCUUUAGAAGAAAAUGCUUCAAGACAAAAUCUGACUGUUGUCAAUGUCAAGAAUAUAUUACAUCAAGUUAUAACUAAUGAAGAUGUGGUUGCCAUGGUUAAGAAUACCUUACAUGAUAUGACAGAGGAAGACUCAGAAUCGUUGCUAGUCCCUGCUACAUAUGAACCAAAAAUGACCAGGUCAAAGUUUAAAGAAGUUCUGGAAAAAGAUGGAACAAUACAUCAUCCCUGGCCAUUAUCUCCUUUGAAAAAGAAAGAAAGAUUGACCACAUCAUUCUUGGACCUUCCUUUACCUGAUGAUGACGAAGAUGGGGACGAUGAAUAUAAUCCUGAGAAAGAAAUAGAGUUGGGUAGUUAUAGUGAUGAAGAUAGUGAGAGUGUAGCCUCAUCCCAGGUCAGUGACUUGGGGUCACCACGACCUUCAACGCCAGCAACACCAUCCUCUGCCAUCAGUCGUUUCUCAGAUUUAGACAAGACUCCCAGUGUUCAAGGGGAUGAUGAACUGAAAAGUCCUAUGGGUCCACCAACAAAGCUCCCAGUGUCAGCAACAAAGAGCAUGCUAGGAAAAAGAUAUCACAUGGCUAUGGCAGAGUCUGAUAGGAAGGCUAAGCAGGCAGAAGAGGAAACCAUUGCUUUAAGAACCAGAUCCAAACUUUCUUUGCAUGAUACCAGUUUAUUAGAGUUAGAGUCAAACUUUGUGGCACCUGAUAUAACCUGGGACAUGUAUGAAACCUCUUGUGAUGACAAAGAUUGGAUGACUUUUUUAACAGGAUUACAGAAAAUACCAGAGAAUGAGGAUACAAAUGAUGAUGAGAAUGAUCCAGAAUAUAACUACCUGGCGGAGGUUGAGGAGGAGGAUGUUGAUAUGGAAGAUUUAAGACGUGACAGGGCAGUACAAAUAUCUCGAAAAGAAAUGAAUGAAUUAAUGGAUGAAUUAUUGGAAGCUUAUCAAGAUACAGAUACAUUAGAAGAAGGAGAGAAAGAACUAUUAAAGAAAAGAGCAAUUGAAACAGUCAAAAUAUCUACCAAGAAAUCCAGCAAGUCUGUAUGUCCCAGUAUAGAAGUUGGACUAACAGAAUCACAGAGGAUACAACUAGAACACCAAAUGAGAAAGCAUGUACAGUUGUUAUCCCAGAUGUACGUACUAGCAGCAGGGAAUAUACAGGAUUAUCAGGAAGUCAAGGAAAACAGUAGAUUCUUACUCAAUGAAUUACAGAAAUUUAGUGAGGUGAAUUCUACAUUAACUUCCUACUCUGCCUACAAAGCCUGUAAUUUGGAAGAAGCUGUGGAGAUGGUCAAUGAAGACAAGGAGUUUGUUCAGAUAGAUCCUAAAAAUGUUAUUGUCAAUAAUAGAAUGAGACCAAAGAAAACACAAUUAUCACCAGCCAAAAGAAGCAGGAAGGCUAAUAUAGAGAAAAAUUCCAAAUCUGUUUCCCCAGAAAAAGGCAUAGAAAACAUGUUAUGUAGGAAUUAUAAACAGUUGUCUGAGAAAAAGAAAGAUUUAAUUUACAGUGUCCUUGGACAAGGGGCUAAUUUUAAUGAACCUUCAUCAUUGUUACCAAGGAAUAAUCUACCAAACUUAACAACACAGCAGAGGGAGAUUUUCUGGAGAAGUCUGAUCUUCAUCUAUUCUGAUUAUCUCCCUUUGGGGAAUCUAUUAAUAUCCAGGGACUUUUCUAAAUCACCCAGAGUUUGUUUUACUGAAGCAGAAGACAACUUACUGGCAUUAGGAUUGGAACAGUUUAGAAAUCUACCCUACCACAGAAGAUUGAUUCAGAAGUUUAUGCUGCCAUGUAAAACAGAAGAUCAGAUAAAAAUAAGAAUUAAAAAUCUUACAGCCAAAAAUACUCCAGAUAAUCCAGUUAAGACAUUUAAAACAACAAAGAAAAUUCCUGAUUUUCCAAUAUUUACUGAUAUUUUUGAUGUCAAUGAAAUUAAACCAGUAAUGAGACAGGAUGCUUCAUGUUUACCUGUUUGGUGUAAGGAAAUGAAAAUAAGGGAGAUAAUUUUGCUACACGAUGACGAUGAACUAGAAGGCUGUUAUAGUAUACAAAGAUCUAGUAGUGUCAACAUACCUGUAGUUUAUAAUAAACUGGUCACGCUUAAUCCGAAUAAAUCCAAAUCUGCACCUAACACUCCUAAGAUGCCACAAGAAAAAACAAGACCUGAACAACCAGCAGCUCUUAAAGUUCUUCAGUUUGAUGGUGUCAGUUUACCAGAUACAUCAACUGGCAUAUUACAAGUUAUACCUACCUCCGAGACCCUAACAGCUGCUCAUAAAGUUCCCCAGUAUGAUGCUGGCAACUUACCAGAUACCCCAACAAGCAUAUUACAAGUUACGUCCACCUGCAAGACCAUACCAGCUGCUCUUAAAGUCCUUCAGUUUGAUUCUGUGAUUACAAGUAAUAAAAGUAACCCAUCAAGUCCAAAAGUUACACAAUUACAAGAUAUUGGUAGAAAGACAUGUAAUUCACCAGGAUUUAUUAAACUACAUGAGAAUCUUCCACAAGGAAGUCCUUUUACUGUCUCAGAAAAAGAUUUCAAUACAAACCAAGGGGGAAGUAUCCCAUCUAACAGCUCUCAAAACAUAACAGAAUCAUGUUCUACCUCUGUGUCUAUGGUAACAUCUUUUGGUGGACUGAUUUCAUCAGAAAGCUCAUCCCCAGUGAGGAAAUCUGGUGCCGUUAUGAUAAUGCAUGGACAGACCCCAGUAACAUGUGCUGCACCUACCUUUGUCCUGGUCAAUAAAACAGUUGGUGCUCCUAUCAGGGGGAGGAUUGAUUCAACAAUACUAUCAUCAGCUCUGCCAUCAAGUAUCUGUUCUGUAAUACACACAGAUAUCACUAGUACUAACAAAGUUAUCUCUCCUACAAAACUAAUCGAUGACAUAUCCAAAGAAGUGCAAAAUGAAUUUACUCCUCAGAAGAAAACACCAACGAAAAGAGCAGCAGAGAUUGUGGCUUCUUAUGCUCCAUAUUAUCUUUCCCCAGAACUCAUUAAAGAUACAUGUCUGAGUCAGGAUACACAAGAAAGAACACCAACCAAAAUGUCUCCCUUGUCAACAUCAUCUAGUCGUUAUAGACCUGUUGCUCCUAAACCUAUCAUAUUAAGUUCAUUCACAUCACCUGUGAAAAAGGUGUCACCUUUUUUGGAGAAAAAGAAGUUCACCAGUCCUAGACGGAAACAGUUACAAACUAAAGCUAUGUCCAUACGUCCUAAGGGUUUUGUACCAAACAAACCCCAUAUAUCACCGAGUAAAAAAGCUGCAUACAGUAUAAUAAACAGAGCAUUGAAAAGACCUAAGACAUUAUUACCUAAACCAUUUGGAAUGGUGACACGACCUCUACAUGUACAUGUACGAGAGGUAGAGGAUGAGGAAGAGGACAUUCCCUCAGUGGUAACUAGUGAAAGUGAGGGAAUGGAAACGGAUUAUAUGUCGGGAGAUUGUAUUGAUACUAUGGAUGUAGACGAAGCUCAACUUUACAAUAGUCCUUCAGUAUUCUCAAAUCGACAGAAACAUAAUUCAGGCUCAAAUCGUAGUGUUGAAAGUGACGAUACUCAAAGUGAGGCUGAGGAUACUAACCUUUAUGACAGUCAGAAUGAAGAUGAUGUCAUAGAUGAUGAAGAUCAUUUAGCCGAUUUGAUGACCGCUAGUUCCACUAUAUGUUUUGCUUCCCAGAGACAGAGUGCCAAAGACAAAGAAAGCAGAAAGAAAGGAAUGAAAAAGAAAGAUACAACUAUAGCCAUGCUAGCUCCAGAUUUGUUGGAAGUUGAUCCACAUAAAGAUGACAAAGAUACAGCUUUUGCCCAGGCUUAUUUAAACAGAACGAAAGAGGCACUGAAAGAAGAUUCAGACAAAUAUGAACAGUUCCUGAAGAUAUUAAAUGACUUUGGAAAAUCAGAACAGUCACCAAUAAAGUUGUACCAAGAGCUAAAUGUACUCCUGUCAGACUAUCCAGACUUGGUUAGUGAUUUUGCUGGAUUUUUACUCCCAGAACAAGCUGUGGAAUGUGGCUGUUUAUUGGCAUCGCAAGAAUUCAAGAGAGCAAAAACAUUUUUACGGAAAUUGGAGGUGUAUUUAGCCAGGCACCCCUCUCACUACCAGAAAGUGAUGAAGAUAUUUUCUCGCUGGUCACAAAGUGAGACAAGAAAUGUAAAAGAGCUGAGAGAAGCAUUAGAACCAAUGUUAAAAAUGCAACCACACCUACUAGAAGAGCUGUCAUUGUUUUUUGGUGAUGAAAGACCACCUGAUAGUUAUAUGACAGACUAUGAGGAGAUAACUCUUGAUGACAGUGAUGAAGAAGCAGAUCCUGAUGGAUAUGAAGUAAUAGAACUUCCUGAUGAACAAGACAUUAAUGGCACAAAGCUCUGUCAAUGUAACUGUCAUAAAAACACACUAGACCAAAACUAUUUGAAGAGAAAUCGUCAUUGUUAUUCUUGUUGUUUGAAGGUAAUAGAUGGUGAGCUCUAUUUUAGAGUUAGCAAUAAAGUAUUAAAGAAAGUCAAUGUGAUAUAUCAUAAACCCAUAAAAGCUCGAUCAAGAGAAGUCCAGCAAUCUGAACCAACAGAGCCACUACCCUGGGUAGAUCCUGAGCCAGCUGAACCUACCACUCUACCUUGGGUUGAUGAUGAUCCUAUUGCAGAAAAGGAAAAUGUAGAUAUUUCAUUAUUACCAAAGAUAAAUGGUUCCAAGAAGAAGAAAGACAGAACCAGGUUCCAUUCUGGUAGUGAUUCCUGCUCUCAGCCAGAUCCUGUUGUUUAUAAUACUUGUGAUCAGUCAGAAACAUAUGUGAACCAAAUACCAAACACUAUAACAGCUGUUCAUGGCACUAGUACUAUACAAAAUAUUGGUGAAAUCUGUAUCUCUCAAACUAUAAAUCAGUCUUGUACUUCACAAACUGUUCAUCAACAUAUGCCUUCUCAAAAGGUAAAUGAAAAAAGUGAUUCAGAAACUAUUGCUGAGCCUCAAUCUGAAAAAACUGAUAGUGAAUCUAAUAUUGUACGGGAAAUAGAACCAUCAGAACAUUCCCAGGAUAUAGAAGAAAGUGAAAAUUCUCCUAGUCAAAGGGGUAAUUUUGUUGUUUUAAAUGAAGAGGCCAACAUCUCACCAAGAAAAUGUGAACCUAAUUUGGAACUGGCAUCCAAUUCUAGUAGUACUCUUCCAUAUGUGAAUGGUAGUGAAUCUACGACCUGUCCUGACAUCUUAGCCAAAGCUUUGAAGGUUGCCAUGAUAGGCCAAGGAGAUGUGUCAAUGGACGUUUCACAUGACAAUCACAGUUUACUUGCAUUUCCUGGGGUUAAAAUUAUUCCUAGUCAGACUUCAGUUACAAAUGACAUGGCAAAAUCUUUCAUGGAUGUGACUCCCAUGUUAUCAUCUAGUCGCGUAGAAAAACACUUUGUGAAGGAAUUGUUUGCCUCAUCGUCUGAUAGUUCAGAUAGUAACACUAUUAAACCUAUUAUCACUGUGUCUGAUGAGAUGUCAAAUAUUGGAGUUAUCAAAAGUUUAGAUCCCUCAGAAAAUCCAGACAAUAUUAUAUGUACCAUAGCAAGAGAAGAAGAUUCUACUUUGUCUCAGUUUGGUUUUAAUAAGACAGGUUUUAUAGGUAUUUCUGAUCACGCCAAUGAAAGACAUCUUCCGACUGUGCCAGAGGAAGAUAGUACUGAAAAAACGGAAAAUUCUCCAAUCUCAAAUAUCACUUUCAAAACUUUUGGAAAAGAUGUGAAAAAUGUGCAAAGAGAAAUGAGUACUUUCACUCAUAUUGAAACAAAAACUGUUUCAGAUAAAUCAGUAGCUUCCAUCAAAUCUGGGAAUAUUUCUCACCCAGAGCAGGAUUUGAGUAGGUCUAACAGUAGACUAUCAGAAGCCAAAAGUAUUGACAGUCCUAAAUCGACAGUAAGUUUAGUUCAUCCUGAGAUUGAGUCCAGUGUGAUAGGUUUUAAUACGGACUCAAAUGGCUCAGGUUCAUCUUUACAUCCAAGUACAGAAAUCAACAGAUUGACACCUAGAAGAGCAUCAGUAACAAAACAAGUGGCGUCUGCUAAAACAGUAGAGAAGGGAGAUAACUCUUCCCCUACAGCAGAAAGCCAAUCAGAAUCAGCCAGUGAAUUGUCUGAUAGUGGAAGUAAUAGUGUUGAUACUGGUUCUAACUGGAACAAAGAUGCUGAUCGUAUUAUAUUAGAAGUGGUGAAGACGAAUGGACCAGGAUCAGAAACAUUUAGUACCAUAUCCAAACAAUUACGUGAUAAAACACCUCAACAGGUUUCACAGAGGUUUCAUCAGCUGUUAGAGAUAUUAGCUAGCGAAGAAACUCCAAGUGAAGAGGACAGCUAACUGAUGAUCAUUUACUUUUAUAGCAAAACUAAAUACUCAUAGAAAAAAUUGUUGUGAAGUAAAUGAUGAUUUAAUAAGAAAAACUGCAUAACAACUUAAUUUCACAAAUAAGGCUUAUUUCCUGUUUAUCUGUUUCCAGGAAUCAAUUGUGUAUGAAUCACUAGAUCAGCUUCUUUGUUAGUAACAGUAAACUAUAGCCGUGGGUGUUUGUUGAAUGUAAGGUUUUGUCUGUAUUUACAUGUAAUUGGCAUUGCCACUUGUAAUAUUACCUUGAUUAGCACUGAGAUUAAUAUUCCAUGUUUCUGUCUUGAUUAGAAAUGCACUGAUAUCAUUUUUCUAUUUUUGUCCGUCUUGAUUUGAACUAUAUUAAUUUUUCAUUUUUUCUGUCUUGAAUAAAAUGACUUUGAUGCUAAUUUUUCAUGACACAUGAUAUACAUGGUUACUUUAAACUACACAUUGUUUUCCACUUGUUUCAUCAUAUUGAUAGAUAAGAUGUUUUCCAGCUGAACAAUAAUGUUAGAGAUUUUGAUAAGUUAAAUCUGUGAUAUUUUUUAAUUCUUUGAGAGAGAAGCCUGGAUGUGAAGGAUUUUGUAAAAGCAAUAAAAGUUAGGGUAUAAGGAUUUCAUUUAUAAGGGUAUAAUAACAUAUUUCAAUAUUUACUAAAUUUUAUAAAAGUUAUCUUUUUAAAAAGGACAUCAACCUUUUUGUCAUAGUCAAAUAUUUGUCAUUUGACAGACCAUAGGAUAUGUGUAACUUACACAUACAAAAAGUUAUUAUAGGAUAUGCUUAGCCUUCCACAGUACCUGAGAUCACCGCUAGUCUUUGGUUAGGUCAUGUUGCCCCCCUCUUAACAUUACCUUUCUUAAGUACUAUAUGGACCUUUUCAUGUAAUUUUUGUGUACGUUUGUAUUCAUACAAUGUAUUUGAAAAAUCAAAAAAAUUGAAAUUUUGUUAUUUAUUGUUCAAAUUUGAAACACAUAUUUUAUAAAACAUACUUUUAUGAUACA